Malus domestica (apple) is the source of this 1981-nucleotide messenger RNA. Lineage: Eukaryota; Viridiplantae; Streptophyta; Magnoliopsida; Rosales; Rosaceae. The record is from RefSeq and is a predicted model, not a curated record.
UGUUAAUAUCAGGUACCCAUGUUCAGUUUUUCGUUUUGAUUUGAAGGAAUUUCUUGCGGAGAGGAGCAAGGGUUUCUUGGUGAGUUCUUCGGGUUGUGCAUAUGGGGGCUGCAGCAAUCUGUUUUAUCCUACACGGGACAACGAGGCAAUGGCGUGACAACAGGUGAGCUUGGAUAUCCAAAGAAAAAGAACAGUUGGUUCAUCUGCUGGAGUCUGAGCUUAGAGAAGUGGAGGAAAAUUGCAGGUGUGCGAGAAAUUUUAUUUUGCUGAUAGGACUCCUUAUUUACUGAUGCAUUUUGAAAUAAUUGAAAAGUUGGAUUUGAGUUAACAGCUAUAAAAAUGUAGACAUGAUUGCUGAGAUUAUGCUAUGAAAGUGGAAUAAAAAAAUGGUAGUUUAUAAUAUUGCGUACCAAUUGUUUUCUCUCUUUUUUACCAAAUGAUAAGGGUGGUGGCUCAGGCCGCCCCCCUAAGCGUCCCCACUCUUCGACAAGUUGAAAUCGUGGUGAUAGUUUAUGGGCUGUGGUCUUGGGAUUCUGCAAAUAGAAUGAAAAACAGACACUUAACUAUCUUGUUAUUAAGCAUUUCUGCAUCAUUCAGUUGCUCUUGAUUUUCGUCUUUUAAGCGAUCUUAUUUCUGCGAUCUGACUUGAGGAGGGUUUUUAGACCUAUGGUUGUGGGUGUUUUCUCUGACCCCAUUAUCCGAGAUUUGUAGACUUGCGAUCGGCGGUCAAACAUUUUGUGAUUCUUGUUUUCUCUGCCUUUCGGUCGUUAAGCGCCGGCAGUCUUUAGAUCUUUGGCAAAUCAAUUUAAUACAACCGAGUUGUGGUCCUCUGUUAGGAUUUUCCUGGCUAAGAGGGUAUUUGCGUUUUUGUUGCUUGGUUGGUCGAUCACAGAUUUACGAACAGCUGUGGUGGUCCUGUUAUUUUUUGGUUGUGUUUGUGCUGGGACAACAUUUUCCACCUUCUGUUUGCACUGGGAUGAUUGCGUUUUAAAACUGUUGGGUUGAUGGAAAACAGAGCUCUUACUCCUAUCAAUCAGUUGGUCCCGUACAUAAAUGCAGAAAAAUCAAGGUUCGAGUUUGCAGAAGGAGAAGAGCUGACAGUUACGCUGUGGGCAGAUGUUGCUCGAAGUAUUGCUUCUUUAUCCAUUGAAUCAUUGUCUCUGCCGAUCAUUGUGGUUUUCACAAGUUUAAAGGUCAAGCUGUACCUAGACAAGAUAGUCUUGAACACCAUUGGUUCAUCACUUUUCUUCAUUGAUCUAGAUAUUCUGGAAGUAAAUUCAUACAAAUCAGUCUUUUCCAAAUGCACAGAACCUCUAAAAAUACUGCCACCUUUUACAAAACAGGCCCGUGAAGCUCAAAUCUUGCAGACAGCGAAGGUCACAAUUGCAGACGCUGAAAUUUUCAUGCCAAAAUAUGAUGUGGAGGAUGAGAAAUUGUUUGCUGUUGUUCUCUUUUCAGUUUUGCAGGCGAUGAUCUUUUACCAAAUGUCGAGGAGCUUCCAUGGGACAUGCUCUAUGCUCUCGCUUCCCAGUUGCCUCUGUUGGGGUUGGAAAAGCUACAGAUCACAAUGUAAGUCAAAAACAGUAAAGUUCCCAAGAUGUUCUGUGCUGGAGCAGAUUUAAAGUUGGUCAGGCACUGAAGGACCGGUCAAUACGAAGUGCAUCUGUGGGACAAUAGUUGAAAGAAGGCCAGAGCAGGAAGAGAAGGCAAGGUUUGUGAAGAAAAACAGUAAAAGGUCGUACCCAGUGCACAAGGCUCCCGCUUUACGCAAGGUCUGGGAGAGGUGAAUGUCGGCUAGCCUUACCCCCAUUCUGCUUUUGUUUAAUUAGAAGAAAUGUGCAUUUUUUUUUCCCAGUCAAAUUCUGCUUUUGUUCUGACUAUUUUCCUUACUGUAUGCUGAUUUUAUUAUUUAAUUUUUGGUUUUUCCUUGAUUGGCUUGGGAAUUACAAUCAAAUGAUGAAUCUUCAGUUUACUUGGGUAA